AUGCUUCUCGCGCUGCAGACAUGUGCAAUGUGGAGUAUGCAGGGCAAGAAUAUGAUGAAUCAUAUGGCUCAGCGUCUCGACGACAGUAAAGGGACGAUCCUAUACUCCUACACCGGCGACGGCGGACGGAGAAGUGGCUCCGAAAAGAUGGGCCGGAGAUGGAGGACAUGUGUGACAUAUUGGUAUGAGAUAUUCGAUUCUCGAUUCUUGAACAUCGGGCGACUGCGCUGGAUAGACAUUCUUCGCCAGGAUGUCCCCAGCAUUCCAGUGGAUAUGCAAAUGAAUCUGAUUCUGAUUCUGAUUCUGACUAUGAUUCUUACUCUGAAUAUGAUUCUUAUUCUGAAUCUGAUUCUGGAUCUAAUUCUGAAUCUGAUUCUAAUUGUUCUGAAUUUGAUUCUGAAUUUGGUUCUGAAUCAGAUUCAGAAUCAGAUUCAGAAUCAGAUUCAGAACCAGAUUCAGAAUCAGAUUCAGAAUCGGACUGUGAUUAAUCAGAAUCAGAUUCAGAAUCAAAUCCAAAAUCAAAUUCAGAAUCAGAUUCAGAAUCAGAUUAGGAUUCAGAAUCAGGUUCAGAAUCAGAUUCAGAAUCAAAAUCAGAUUCGGAAUCAGAUUCAGAAUCAGAAUCAAAUUCAGAAUCAGAUUCUGAAUCAUAUUCAGAAUCAAAUUCUGAAUCAGAUUCAGAAUCAGAUACUUCCGAUUCGGAAUCUGAUUCUGAAUCUGGUUCUGAAUCUGAUUCUGAAUUUGGUUCUGAAUCUGAUUCUGAAUUUGGUUCUGAAUCAGAUUCAGAAUCAAAUUCAGAACCAAAUUCAGAAUCAGAUUCAGAACCAGAUUCAGAACCAGAUUCAGAAUCAGAUUCCGAAUCGGACUGUGAUUGUGAGUCUGAUUCUGUAUCUGAUUUUGGACCUGAUUCUGAUUCUGAGUCUGUUUCUAAUUCAAAUUCUGAAUCUGAGUCUGAUUCUGAUUCUGAAUUUGUUUUUGAAUCCGAUUCUGAAUCUGAUUCUAAAUCUUAUGCUGAAUGUGAUUCUGAAUAUGCUCCAUAAUCUGGUUCUGAAUUUGAAUCUAAAUCUGAUUCUGAAUCUAGUUCUGAAUCUGAUUCUAAUUCAGAAUCUGGUUAUAAAUUUGAUUCUGAUUCUAAAUAUGUUUCUGAGUCUGAUUCUGAAUCUAAUUUUGAAUUUGAUUCAUUGUCUGAUACUGAAUCUGAUUCGUAAUCUGAUUCUGAAUCUAAUUCAUAUUCUGAAUCUGAUUCAUAUUCUGAAUCUGAUUUUGAAUCUGAUGUUGGAUCUGAUUCUGAAUUUGAUUCUGAAUCUGAAGCUGGUUCUGAAUCUGAUUCUGAUUCUAAUUUUGAAUCUGGUUCUAAAUUUGAUUCUGAUUCUAAAUAUGUUUCUGAGUCUGAAUCUGAAUCUGCAUCAAAUUCUGAAUCUGAUUCUGAUUCUGAUUUUGAUUUUGGAUUUGAUUCUGAAUCUGAUUCUGAUCCUGAUUCCGAAUCUUAAUCUGUUUCUGAGUCUGAUUCCCAAUAUGAUUCUGAAUCUGAAUCUGCAUCAAAUUCUGAAAAUCUGA
Molecule: messenger RNA, 1554 nt
Organism: Armigeres subalbatus
Lineage: Eukaryota; Metazoa; Arthropoda; Insecta; Diptera; Culicidae
Product: DNA-directed RNA polymerase subunit beta-like
Exons: 8
Coding region: 1-1554 (517 amino acids)
Source: RefSeq, a predicted model, not a curated record